UAUGUCAAUCAGGCCAUGUCCGUCAUCUUUAUUGUCACAUGCGAGUGUCCAUUAGACACAUGGCCUGACUGCCGAUAGAUGGCGCUGAGCCUGGUCUACGGCACGUGAUAGCUCUCCUUUGUCUACAGUAGUUCUUGUUAGACCUCGUGCUAGAGUACACAUAAGCUAAGUGUCUCUUUGUGAUUCCUAAUAAAGUUUACAUAGUCCGAGUGGUUCGACUCUACUUCUUUAAGGUGUUCAACGUAACCUAAUGUUACAUGGUGUCAGAAUAAAACAUUUUUGUGCUGAUCGAUCUGUCCGCAAGUUCUACUGCCCAAUAUCGAAUCAUACGCUACCUUCUAAUAUGGAUAGAGCACCACUAAAAGCCCCAGCAGAGUUAGUUGUGACCGAUUGCAACAUGUCUACCACGUGGAAACUGUGGAAACAGCGUUAUGAAUGGUUUGCGACGGCCACACAGCUAUCGUCGAAACCGCCAAAUGUCCAAGCAGAGGUCCUCAUGGCGGUCAUUGGACAAGAUGCAAUGGUCAUCUUCAAUACCUUUUUGCUCACGGAGGAAGAGAAAACGGAUCCACUAGUAAUCCUUCAAAAGUUUGAUGCAUAUUUCGCUCCACAAGGAAAUGAAACAUACGCCUGCUGGUUGUUCAACAGGCACGUGCAGUCGGAAGGUGAGUCAUUCGACAAAUUCUUGACUAACCUUAGAACCAAAAUUCGGGAAUGUAAUUUCGGUAUACAAGAGGACAGCCUCUUAAGAGACAAAAUAGUGCAGGGCAUACGCUCCAAUAAGAUUAGAGAACAAUUGCUCAGAGAACCUACUCUGACGCUGGAUCAUGCUAUUCAGAUCUGUAGAGCCAGCGAAUCAGCAUCCAUUCAACUGAGGGAGAUGCAACCGAGAAUGGAUUUGUGAACAGUGACGUGAAUUCGCUAAAAUUCUCGAAAACGAUCUCAGCAACUCCGACAAAUAAUGCCGCAGAGCGUUUGUGUUGGAGAUGCAGCAUGUCGCAUGAAUAUCAAAAGUGUCUAGCAUUUAAGGUCCACUGCCGCCAGUGUUCAAAAAAGGGUCAUUAUGCUAGAAAUUGUCCGUCUAGACGGCAAAAGUCGCAGCAGACAUGUGAAGUGCAGCUCCCCAACAAGGCGGACAGAGAACGCGAGUAUGACUGUUUGUCUGUGUUGGAGUUGCUCCAAGACCAACCCACAUGUCCGAGUCUUUCCCAAACAUGGCGUGUUCCUGUCAGAUUUUCCGGUGGAAUUUCCGCGGUGUUCAAGUUGGACACUGGAGCAGAUGGCGACGUUGUCCCAGCUUCCUUAGUGCAACGCCUUAAGCUAAAAGUAAUCCCUAGUGUCAUACGUCACAUUCGUUCCUUCAACCACACCUAUACUCCUGUGCUAGGUGAAUGUGUUGCUAGUUGUGUUGUGGAAGGUCGUAGUGCGAGAAUAAAGUUUAUUGUUGUGGAAGGCGAAUAUUCUCCCUUGCUAGGCAAAGAUACCUGUGAAAAGCUCAAUCUCGUCCACCGAGUAGAAAUAGUUGAACCGGAAGUUGCAGUGCCAGAUAAUAUAUUUAGAGGUAUUGGCUGUAUCAUAGAUUUCGUGUACGACAUAGAAUUAAUAGACAAUCCAGUUCUUCACGUGCAUCCACCACAAAAUAUUCCUUACACAAUUCGUGCAGAAGUCAAGAAGGAGCUGGACAAUAUGGUCAAGCUAAAGGUGCUCAAACCAGUCACCCACCCGACACCGGCAGUGAGUCCAUUAGUGGUCGUGCACAAAGAGGGCAGAAUCCACUUGUGCAUGGAUCCGUCAGAUAUUAAUAAAGCCAUCAAAAGGCAUCAUUUUCCACUCAAAACAGUGGAAGACAUAGCGGCGCGCAUAACGAAUGCACGCUACUUUACCCUGUUAGAUGCCCGAAAGGGAUUUUGGCAACUGCCCGUUACACCACGUACUGCUGACUUGCUAACAGUGAA
Molecule: messenger RNA, 1955 nt
Organism: Centruroides sculpturatus (bark scorpion)
Lineage: Eukaryota; Metazoa; Arthropoda; Arachnida; Scorpiones; Buthidae
Exons: 1
Coding region: 251-904 (217 amino acids)
Source: RefSeq, a predicted model, not a curated record